CGAGCAGACUAUAUACUACAUAGGGAGCGUAGGCAUAAGUACUAAUUAGAGGCAGCAGUAGGCAGCGGUAGGCAGGGUAGGCCACCGUACCCCAACCCCUCUCUGUAGAAGUUGUAAUUGGCUAGGCACGUAGGCCGGAAACCCUGAGUCUCGCUCGCUACCAGUUGAGGUGCUUCAGCACAUUAAAAAUCUUCCGAUAAUAUUCAAAAGCCUUGAGAGCUUGAAUCAGAGAACUUUAAUGCGCUUACCGUCGGCCUGCUUGGCCGCUGUUUGUGGUGCUUCAGCACAUCAUCAUACUCCUGCAAGAGAUCAGAGGACGACGUGCCCAAACUUGUGUCCUAGUACUAGUAAUGGCGAACUUGUGGAGGCCUUCAUUCUCGGAAUUCCGACUGCGGAAAAUUCUGCGACUUCUGAGCAGUGUAGCAUGGCCUAUGCCCGUAUUCCUCCUGGUCAGCUGCUAUUUUGCCACCUUUGGCGAUUGAGCUUUACCAUUGAGAAGGUCCCCUACCCACAUAAUCAGAUGUGCCUUCCCCUUGUACAUUUGCGUCUCAAUAUUAAUAGAAAAAUCACUGCUGAGUUCCCUGAAGUGACCGAGAACUGACGAUUUGCUUGGAUUCAAUGAUCAUCUGGGAGCGUAGACACAUGCGCCGUAACGGCUUG
This is a messenger RNA of Mytilinidion resinicola, 660 nucleotides long. RefSeq lists its product as uncharacterized. Bases 239 to 601 code for a protein of 120 amino acids. Lineage: Eukaryota; Fungi; Ascomycota; Dothideomycetes; Mytilinidiales; Mytilinidiaceae. The record is from RefSeq and is a predicted model, not a curated record. The transcript has a single exon.